UCUGAGCCACAUUCCUGCCUUGAUUUCAAAUUCUCUUCACAAUUUAGCUCCUUCCAUCAUCCUCCCCAGAUCCUCGCUGUGUUCCUCCAGGCAGGGCCGGUCUCUGGGGACCGUGCAGGCUGAUUUUUUAUUUUCUGUGGCUCUCCUCUCUGAAUUCUUGUUCUUUUAGAAAUACACAUGCUUUUAAAAUCCAGUCAUAGCAUCGGUACUUUUGCAGAAUUCUUAUAUCACUGUUUUGUCUCUUUCAGAUUUGACAGACACACCCAGGCCACCACACUGACUUACCAGAUAUUUGGAGGAUAUCUAAGAUCCAGAGUCCAAUGUUUAAAUUGCAAGGGUGUUUCAGACACUUUUGAGCCAUGUCUUGAUAUUACAUUGGAGAUAAAGGCUGCUCCGAGCGUUAACAAGGCAUUGGAGCAGUUUGUGAAGCCGGAACAGCUCGACCGCGAGAACUGCUACAAGUGUAGCAAGUGCAAAAAUAUGGUUCCGGCUUCAAAGAGGCUUUCCAUACACAGAUCACCUAAUGUUCUUACACUUUCUCUGAAACGCUUUGCAAAUUAUUUUGGUGGAAAGAUUUCUAAGGAUGUGAAAUAUCCUGAGUAUCUUGAUAUUCGGCCGUACAUGUCUGAACCAAAUGGAGAACCCGUUAUUUAUGCUUUGUACGCAGUGCUGGUCCACAGUGGAUACAGUUGCCGUACAGGCCAUUACUUCUGUUACGUGAAAGUGAGCCGUGUGGAUUUUGCUCAUUGCUUUUACAUAGACUCUGUAGGAGAGCAAGCACUAGCAUUCUUUGGGGGGAAGGUGGGAGUUUUACAAUUGAAGUGUGAACGCUUCUUUUUCUUAUUCUUUUUAUUCUGUCCUUGUUAACCUGACAAAAUCUAACCUUUCCCUCUUACUGGCUGUCUUUUGCAGGCUAGCAAUGGCCUGUCGUGGGAAAAAGGGGUCCAGAGGUCUGGUUGACGGCUGUGGCGGAGGAGCAAGUCUGAGCAUAAUUAGACUCGUCAUGUCCUUGGCAGACUGAGUGAGUCGCCUCGCCUAGGCUGUCCCGCUCUGACCUCUUACUUCCGCACCGCCCCCCUGCCAAUAGUACCGCCUCCAAACCAUGCCCCUAGCCCGCUUCUAUUGCCACGCCUCUAGCCUGCUCUAUAAAACACCUGAUACUUCUACAAUAAAAUCGGAUCUGCGCCAUCAGCCUGGUCCCUGGUGUCUUCUUUUCACCGUGUUGCCGCUUACCACGGGCCCAGGUCCCUUCACCCAAGGAGGUUCAACCUCAGCCUGUGGUAUCAAAUGAAUGACUCCACCGUAUCUCCUAGUGAUACUAGAUCGGUACUCAGCCAACAAGCAUAUGUGCUCUUUUAUAUCAGGUACUGUCAUGAAAACAAGUUACCACACUCUCUGUAAUGUCAUUUCUUUUCAUGUCAUCCACAUUCAAUUCCAUUUUGAGUUUUUU
Chinchilla lanigera (long-tailed chinchilla) is the source of this 1450-nucleotide messenger RNA. Its product is annotated as ubiquitin carboxyl-terminal hydrolase 42-like. Gene Ontology annotation, molecular function: cysteine-type deubiquitinase activity; cysteine-type endopeptidase activity. NCBI's taxonomy places the organism in Eukaryota, Metazoa, Chordata, Mammalia, Rodentia, Chinchillidae. Gene Ontology annotation, cellular component: cytosol; nucleus. The transcript is spliced from 5 exons. The coding region runs from base 178 to 867 and encodes 229 amino acids. The record is from RefSeq and is a predicted model, not a curated record. Gene Ontology annotation, biological process: protein deubiquitination; regulation of apoptotic process.